AUGACGAACAAUCACCGUCAGGCCCUGGUUGCGGCCUUUACUUUUGGCCUGGUCGCCCAUGCUGGUAUAGCCGGUGCCUUUCUUCUUCUAAAUAAUCGUUCUUCCAAAAUCAUUCGAGAUGCUCCGAGGCUGGCCCUCAUCGCGUUCCUUAUUUCUUCAGCCCUGUGGGCUCAAAUCGAUUUCUUCGCCUUCUUACUUAAUAUCAACUCUAUGCCAGGCUGUCAGAUCAUGGUUACCUUUGCAUCGACAUUCGAUCAGUUCGCACGAGUGUCCAUACAACAGAGUCUAUUAUGGAUCUUCAGCACCCACAGUCUUGCGUCUCUCACUGAGAUAGGUGUCAUGCAAGGAUUUAUUGUCUUACGACUUAUUCUUGGAGGAGUCUUCGUAGGGAUUCAGCGCCCACAGCUGAACACUAUCUGUUUGACUCAAACAUCCAUUCUGCCGGUUGGGAUUACUGUGUCUGUUGUCGACACUGCCUUCGUGGCUUUCCUCUUAAUCCGAGUUAUCUCUCGGGGUGUCUAUUCGGACACCCAAAGAGGAGCCAUCAGUCCUCGUCAGUCCCGAGCGGCUGCUCUCGUCGUGCUGGGUUUGAUAACAUGGACAGGAACUAGUGCUCCUUUGAUGCUGAGCAUUCAGCCCAUGUCCAUUGUUGUUCGAACAACUGUUCCUUCGAUAGGCCUGCUGAUACUAAUCGAUCGACUAUUUUCCGACAACUUAAAGCACAUACAACCAGCGGACGUCAACGAUUUCGAUGCCUCGCGAGACUUCAACACACGACAGAUGACCAGUGCGGAUAUCCGUCGCUCAAGGAGUUAUGACGAGAUAGCGAGAACGUCUGCAGCUGAUUUCACGGGAGUAUCGAAACCUUGGCCAGUUCCUGCAGAACCCAAACGAGAGCUACCUUUGAUCACGAUGCCAGCUGCUGGGCAAGCCAACAUUGGAAUGGGUGGUGUUCCCGUGCUAGGCCAACUUUUCCCUCUACCAAGAACUCAGGCUUUAACAGGCUCGACGAAACCCGAAAGCUCUCGACAGACAUUGCACCAGGCAAAUUUGAGCACAUCUAGCUCCGGAUCCAGCUCUGAUUCUAGGACCUCAGCUUCCAGUCAAGAGGACUGGGCCGACACCGUCAAACUAGCCGAGUCUCAACACAGCUCUUUGUCUUCAGAGAAUACAGCCUCCGCCACUACUUCAGCUUUCUUGUCACCGGGGACAGAUGAAAUCCGACGACGAUCCCCUCGACAGUCUCCUCGACAGUUGCCAUCGCCAGCUCUUUCAAUCUUUCCUCGGACGGCUCCCACCACGUUGCAAGCACGCACUCCCACCAAAGCUGGAGGGGAAGCCAUCGUGAACUUCUCUUUGCCUGUAGACGCAAGAGUACCGCGCCCUUACCAGCCAAUGCGGAACCAGCCCCCGAAAUCAGCACCUUUGGCCGCUAUUCCCAGAAGCAACGCGAACGAAAUUCUGGCCAAGAGAGAAGACUCUGCAAAAACACUGUCGGUGGUUCAUCGUCCUCGCCCGAUACCAAGAAAGUCGAACAUCGAUCGCGCCCUCUUCCCAGCAGAGGGGUCUCCAAACCUCCAGCAUCACAAGCGAUCGUUGUCGUGUGGUUCUGUGAGAUUCAAACAGCCGCACGACACACCAGCAGAAAUCAAUUACGAUUUAUCUCGUUUAAAUGAAUUUGCCAAUGUUCUACACGCCAACAUCCCAACACCAACUGAAAGCGACCGUAUCACGAGGCGACGAUCACGAUCUAUGGUUGAGCUACCGAUCUUACCAGCUGAUAUCGAGUUCAAGCCGAACCGCAACGAAGCCAAGCCACAGAUCGACAAGUCAAAUACCCUGACCGCUCCCAACAAGACGCCAGCAAGCCUUAUUUUAGGUGAGACGUCGAUUCAAUUUCCCAAGAGUCCUCAGCCUACGACUGCUCAACUUGAUAAUGAGCCAGUAUCUGCGACAAGCUUAUCUUGGCGUGGCCCGCAUGGAAAGGGAUACGGUCGACGAUCCUCGCCUAUUCUGCCAGUUGAAGACCUGAGCGCACUCACGCCUUCCACGGUGAGAGAUGAAGAUUUUGCUCUUGACGCGGAUAUCAGGUCGCCUGCGAUGCAGGUCCACGUGCAGAGGGCCCUGACGGUGACCGUUAUGGCAAAACAUCAACAACAGAGCGGACUCCGAGUUGCGGAGACUCUAUCAGCAUCGAGCGACGAGAGUUCUCGGGAGCCCUUACCCUUGACUGUGCGCAAGCCAUCUGCCGCAGCUAAUGUCGGCUCUGAAUCGGAAUUGCGACGAGCCGAGGACUCUCACCUCACCGCAAAACAACAUUUCUGGCCAUCACAAGUGGGGGAAACCCGUCCAGCAACUUUCUCAGACAGGGGAUACACGACAAAGCCUCGUCGGAGUCUUCCGCCAGCACCGCUGGUUUUCCGCCGGACCGACAGUUUCUACGCGGAGCCAUCGCCCGUGGAAUCCGACCUUUCUGAAGAAGAUGUGGGAAUUUUGCCAGACAGGACCCAUUUUGGUUCUCCAGGCUCAUCUUAUCAGAUAGCGGAAAACGAUAGACUUGCACUGUUGACAAAUCUGGAACUGGAGCUGAACGAACAGGAACACCAAUGGCAAACCAUUCGCCAUACCAUGCACGUUCGUGAUUCGCUAUCAACUGUGGGAACAUCUCCUAGCCGAGAUUCGCGAUAUGGGUAUGGAAGUGCACGCCUGUCAAAGCUUGCCCAGCAGCGAGGUCAGCUGGAUGCAGACUACGACAUUCUUGCGCUUUUCCCUCAGGCCGACUUGAAGUCGAGGACAAAAUUGGCGGCUAGCUCGACAUACCCCAGGUUUACGAACUCAUUAGCAACUCCUACCCCUCCUGAUACCGAUGAAGAGAGCGAAUACGCCGAAGAUCACGAGGAUUUCAUUGGCCAUGCCCAGGUCAGUCCUGCCAAGACGGCCAUGGUGCUGUGGCGCCCCAUAGCUUCCGUGCAAGCGGUUACCAGCACUAGCACUGCACCAUCACUCUGGACCCCUGCUCCCAGGCCACUGGGGGAAAUCGCGCCAGUGGAAAUCCCAGGGAGGUCAAUUCGAGGACCGGUGAGGAAGGACAUGAGAUCUCUCAUGAUUGAGAGCUCAAGACUUUGGGAGAAACCAGAAUCAAAGACUGAGGUAUCCAGUCACGGACUUUGGCAGCCAGCAUCUCAAGUUGUAACCCAAGUGGUGGAAGUUAAGGUCCAGCAGUCAAAACCUCCCCGCAACCCCCCGCGUCGCAUCAAACGUGUCACUAUGCUGCCAGAUAUCCUGGAGAGUCCAAAACCACUCCCUGAUAGGCGCGGGACACUUGGGAUCUUCCAAUUCCCAUGGGGUGAUCGGUCAGACUGUGCGACAAUAACACCGAUGUUCAUGCCUGGCAUGGCUUAUCAACCUGUGGUGGAUGGGGGUAUGCAGACGCAGAUGCAGCAUAGCGGCUCGGUGUUUGACAUGGAGGACUACGAGCAGGAUGACGGGGAGUACUACGAUUCGAGCGAAACGUACGAUAGCGACGAUGAGGACUGUUUCGAACUGGCCCAGCCUGUACCCCAGCCAACGGACACGUAUUUCCACGGAGCCCCGCCUGAAAAAAUAUCAACUUCUCACGAGGACGAACUAAAACCUCGGUCAAUUGAUGAACGAGGCACAGAUCCGGAGCUUUUGAAACAUUGCGAGACUUCCGAGGAUGCUUAUGCCAAGGAUGUGCAGAUGCAGAUGCACGACAGCGGCAGAGAUGACAAAACCAAUGAUCGGACAAGUCUCCGUACACAGACCCAGGUAGAGUAUGACGAAGAUGGAGACGCCGACAGCGAGAGCGAAAGCCCACAGGCUGGAGAUUACAGCGCAAAAGCCGGUACAGCAGUUGGUGCUCCCCCCACCUCAACAACCACCAUGGCGAUGACGAUGACGGAUAUGGAUCUCCGGGAGCACGUCUCUGAGAAAAAUCGAAUCAGGGUCCGCCAGCAGCCGCAAUUUGGGGGUCGAGUUGCAUCAAUAAGCAUGCCUGUGCCGCUGAUGGCUCGCUGCUUAUUGAUGGACGUGGGUCGAAAUGAACAAGAUUGGGCUGGCGCACCAAUCACCGACGACAAUGGCACUCAUGCGACGUCCAAAUCCAUCUUAGACCCCUGCACUGACAGGGAGUCUAAGUCCCGUGGCGCCCCAGGCGCAGGGCAUCCUCACCAGCAACAGCAGGCAACGCUUCUGUUCCGUUUCUUAGAGGAUUCCAUUUCUAAGCCGGCCGACCUUGAGCUUGAUUGUGACUCUCCGACUCCGCAGCCGCUAAGUCCGCUCGUCAUUUACAAAUCCGAAUCCCCGACACACCGGCGACAAAUCUUGGUUAUUAACUUGUUGUAUCCUCCAUCAAUUCCCGCUCAGUCUUCCCUUCAGCAAACAAUUACAAACUAUCCGAACAUUUCCAUGGCUCUGUGGACUCCUAGCAUCCCUGUCUCACGUCCCAACAAAGGACUCCCUCAACCCGACGACUCUACCUGGAACUCUUAUAUUCCCACUGGUGAGGCUGCACGCCUCCUCUCUGCAAAGGCCGACAUGCCUUCCAUCAAAAGCAACUCGCUCUGGACCGCACCUGUCAAGAAGGCACCUGUCAACAACUUCGGACUUUGGGGAACCACACAACCGCUGCCAGGCAUGUGGACUCAAUCGCCAGUCAACACCAAGAUCUCAUACGGUCUUCCCCAGCCUGAUGCUGAAACCUGGGCAACCUAUCUCGUUGUCGAAGACGAUGCUGCCCGAGUAAAGCCUAGAGAGGCCGAGUCUCUACCUAUAGAUAGCACCUCCUUGUGGACUCCUGCCAUGCCCGUUAUUUCCGAGAUCGUUUCCGAGGAUGGUCUCUGGAGCGGAUCAAGCUCCGCACCUUCGGUCACCGGCUCCGAACCCUCUACACCUAGCGAGGCCUCGGCGGUCAAUUUUGGCUUGUGGGAGCCUCUUCCCGCUACUACUUCAGUUGAUGAUGAAGAGCCGACCGGCCUGUUUAACCUCAGCCACCGGCGCACCGACUACCGCACAACGAAAUUGGCGCCUGCUGCUCAGGGCAUGGAACGCUCACCACGAAGAGCUCUAGAGGCCUUCCCCGAUUUUGGAUUUACCCACCUCUGGAACAUGGCCCCUCUCUGGGAUUCCAAGGCCAAUGCCGCCGCCGUUCAGUUGCAGCGGGAGAUUGAUUCGUUGGUUUUGGAGGGCCUAUUCAGCCUGAAUCACCGCCGAAACAACUUCCGUACUACGUCCGAGAGCCCCGCAGCGCUCGAGACCCGACCCAAGCAGCGCAUCUCGCAGCAGUCUCUGCCGAAGCUCAACACAGAUAGCCUCUGGUCUGUGCGCUCAUCUAGCCAGGAUGUUACCGAGAUCAAUUGGCUUGCUGUCUCCACAGUCCGACCGAGAACUGCCUCGGUUGUGUCUUUCACUGAUAGCGAGUCCGUCGUUUCUGACGUGCCCGCACUCACCAGGGCUUCCUCCAUCAAGUCAGAGAUGUCCCGACCCGCCGCUACACCCGCUGAGUGGCUCGCUGCCUUGGACGAGGCCAUUAGACUUGGAUCUGGAAAGGCCCUAGAGCUGGACACCGAGGAUCCUUGCGCACCCGACUCCGACAACUAUCAGCUCUGGUCCAAGCCUGGCGCUGACAUUGGCGAGCCUGUUAUCGCUUCAGAUGAGCUUUGGAAGCCAUCUACUUCUCGCUUCCUCGAAUUGACGCCCACACUCAGCGAAUUCGAUAAGCAGCAUAUUGCAUCUGGCACUUCUCAGCGUGGUCGCCUUCAAAAGGCCCGCCCCCCGAUGCCCCUCUACCCUGGCUCGUCCUCGUCCGCCUUUCUCCCGGGCGCCAGCGAGACUCCCCGCGACUUCAGUGCACAGGGACUGUGGGUUCGCGCACAGUCUCCUGCUCCUGGGGCUAGGGACGACGGUUCAUGGAUUGACAAGUCUCUUAGAAAGGGAUUGUCAUUCGUGCAGCUGUGGUAG
Messenger RNA from Fusarium tjaetaba, 5979 nucleotides. RefSeq lists its product as uncharacterized. NCBI's taxonomy places the organism in Eukaryota, Fungi, Ascomycota, Sordariomycetes, Hypocreales, Nectriaceae. The record is from RefSeq and is a predicted model, not a curated record. The transcript is spliced from 6 exons. Bases 1 to 5979 code for a protein of 1992 amino acids.